UCGCGAGCUUCGAGGGCGGUUCCGUCGCUGCCUGUUGAGCGAAAUUAAAAAUGGGUAUAAGAAAAGCGACAAGAAAAUAAGUACGAGGCGUUUAACGGGUCGAUUUGACACAGGCUGUCAGUCGGAUCGCAUUGACAGGGAUGAAUUUCACCUCGUCGAUUUAUUCUCUCUCGUUCGUGACUCCACCGUACACUUUCGAUUGCCCGUCCGGUAAGAGAUGAAAUCCGUAUCUGCAGUGGCACUCGUAGCUCCCGGGUAAGUUUGUGCAGAGCUGACCGCAUGGCUUCUCGGUCACGCACUCGUCUACGUCUGCACACGUGGAAGAGAGAAAAAAAUAACAAUUAAAUACGAAUUUCAAGCUCCACGGUCACGCGAGACUCUUCUUCUUCUUCUUCGUUGCCUUUUCCUCCUUCUUUCUUCGUCGCCUCGUAUACUUUGAUGCCAAAAUCAAAUUGUUACACGCAGUGAUUGACUCUUCGCAAGUAAUUGACUGAGCAACGAGUGACGCCAAAAUUAUGUGUUUAACGAAUGUGCGAAAGAGAAAAUGAGUAUUUCAUUUAACUUCGUUUCAUUACAUUUGGAUGCUGUUCCUCUGGUCGAGGGAACCUGUGCCUAGUCCACGAGCUGGUCCGUGGCUCGCAUGGUUCGCGACAGCUUUCGUGCUUUGGCGUUGCAGACGUCGCAUAGCCAAAGCGAUCCUCGCAGUAUCGCCGCUGCGUUUAUUAAAGCGUCGUUGCAUAGCACCGGUCCACCCACAUGGAGUUUAUGUGCGAAGAUCAUCGAACAGAAUUCACCAAACAUCGACGAGGUCAGCGACAACGACGACGACGAAUACGCAGCGCGAGCACAACAUCAUCGAAAAGGAUCCGAAACUGAGUCUCAUACUCAGUCCGAAACACACGACGGGCAUAAAAACCCGAGUGAAGCGUUUGUGCACUGGGGAUGGUCCACACGUUUCCGGUUGCGUACAAACAGCCCAACAAGUUAAUUAUCGGGUCACGAGAAGCGGCAGAGUUUACGGAAAAUAUCCCAACAAAAGUGCUACUCAGUCGAUAUCAUAAGUCGAUGAAAAAUAAAAUAAAAUUUCAAGCACUCUCCGAAUUACCACUAAAUUUCAAAUGCAAGUUUCGUUGUCGAAUGGAACCUCGAAAUUAGACUUUUCUCUCGAAAAUUUUAUCGAACUUGUAUACGAAAUAUAUUUGUGCAGAAAUCCAACCAGCCUACUUAGCAAGUGUAUAAAUUUCUUUUCUCUGUAAAAUUCUGUAAACAGUCGUGAAACACUUUUUUAAUCACGUUCGUUCAAUCGUUGUCCUGUAGCCUGUGCAGGGAGAAGAUUAAGGGGUCUACCUUGAUUAGACGGGCAAAAAAAACACUAUUUUCACGAAUUUUUUUGACCGGUAUAAAUUAUAAAUAUGGAUAUAAAAA
Molecule: messenger RNA, 1425 nt
Organism: Venturia canescens
Lineage: Eukaryota; Metazoa; Arthropoda; Insecta; Hymenoptera; Ichneumonidae
Exons: 3
Coding region: 582-1061 (159 amino acids)
Source: RefSeq, a predicted model, not a curated record